Messenger RNA from Gasterosteus aculeatus aculeatus (three-spined stickleback), 2187 nucleotides. RefSeq lists its product as uncharacterized. The record is from RefSeq and is a predicted model, not a curated record. Gene Ontology annotation, cellular component: extracellular matrix. Gene Ontology annotation, molecular function: protein binding. Lineage: Eukaryota; Metazoa; Chordata; Actinopteri; Perciformes; Gasterosteidae.
ACACACUCACACACACCAUUAGCACCCCACCCCUCCCUCUCCCUCCCUCUCAGCAGCUCAGAGGCGAUCAGAGGCAGCUGAGAGAGCAGCAAUGAGGACGGAGAGGACGAGGACGAGGACGAGAAGCGGUUGACGAGGGAUUGUGUCUGUCCACGAGGACCUCGUCUCCAGAAGAAGAGGACAAGCUUUACUUCUUCUUCUCUCGUGUGAAACGCUGCAGAAGAAGCAGAAGGUUUCUGUCUUCUUUCUCUGUUUGGAGGCUGAAGCAGAUGUCACGUCAGCCGCGGCCCACCUGAGGCGGCAGAUCGGCGCCUUUGUGCCGACUCGACAAAAGAGAGACCGGCUGACAAAAGAAGGACCCGGAGGCUUCUCUCUCCUGCUCUUUGAAGCCGCUGCAGCUUCACCGCACAUGCAAACAGGACCAAGACGGAGCAAACCUUCCCCUCGUAGAGAGCAAACAUAUCUGGAUGAGAGCCUAAAGGUGUCGAUGGGACAGACAUGAAGAACCUGGACCAGCAGGGACGGAGUCACCGGGAGAGUCUGGCGUGUGCGGUCCUGUCGGGUCUAGUCCUGGCUCUCCUGGGCCCACUUGGCCCGGUUCUCGGUUGUCCCGGUGGCUGCACCUGCUAUGGCAACACCACUGACUGCACGGCCGUCGGCCUCCUCUCUCUGGCGCCCGUCCUGAGGCUGCUGGAUCCGGAGUCUGUGAUCCUCCGCCUACCCCGGAACAAUCUCUCCUCCCUGGGCACCGACGAGCUGUCCAGCCUCAGCGGCCUGGAGCUCCUGGAUCUGUCCCAGAACCACUUGUCGGGCUUGCGGCCUGGAGCUUUCUCUGGCCUGGGCGGCCUGCGCUGGCUCAACCUCUCCGCUAACCGCCUCGGCGUGCGCCCGGUGACUUCCGACCCCAACAACAACACCAUCACACCGGCGGCCCAGGGUAACGGUCUUAGCAAGGACGCUUUCAGGGGUCUGUGGCGGCUGCGUGGGCUGGACUUGUCCUCCAACGGCCUCCUACGGCUGCCCCAGGGCCUACUGGACGGCCUCCAGAGGUUGGCCUGGUUCUCCGUGGCCAGCAACCGCCUGGCGGCCCUGGACCGAGUCACCUUCGAGCCCCUAGUGGGGCUCCAGCAGCUCCGGCUGGCGGGGAACCCCUGGGAAUGCGACUGCAAGCUGAGAGACUUUAAGCACUGGAUGGAGUGGUUGAUUUACAGGGAUGGAAAGGUGGACGCCAUGCGGUGCGGCCUCCCAGUGGACCUGAGGGGCAGGGACAUCCGCAGCGUGCCGGCCGAGAUGUUCAGCCACUGCCUGCGCAGCGCGACCAGAGAGGGCACUGCGGGUCACGCCACCCGGCCCCCCUGCCCGCCGGGCCGCAUCAACAGCAACGAUGACUGUGUCCGCCAGCGCUACCGGCCCGCCAGCGUCCGCCGGGCGCAUGGCACGCAGAUCGUGGCCGGUGUGAUCUGCGGCACUGUGUGUGUCAUGAUGGUGGUGGCGGCCACCUACGGCUGCGUGUACGCCUCGCUGAUGGCGCGGUACCAGAGGGAGGUCAAGAACCGUGGCCAGCCGCUGAUGGCCGAGUCCGGGGCCGACACAGACCCGGAGGACGGGCAGAUGUCGGCGCCGGCGUCGCCGGAGGAGCCGGCGCUCAAAGAGGGCAUUGUGCACGGGUAUCGGAUCAGCAGCUUCUGAGGAAGUUAAGUCCAGUGUCCCUUCGGCUGGUUGCCCCCCCCUCCUCUGCUCCUCCCCCUUCUCCAGUCAUUGUUGUCCUCCCUCUUUGUUAGGAAGAGGACGAACCUUCUCCAACAAGACGUGAACCAGUUACGUGUGGCGUUGUUUGCUUGGUGUUUUAUCAGGAAGUCUCCCUCCGUCAGUCCGGCUGCUUUAAGCUCCACCUAAACACUGGAGCUGCACCGCCCCUUAGAGGGCGGAGCUGUGAGCUGCAGCUGCUUCCCCUCCAGCACCAACCAGCCGCUUCCCCCCAACACAUAGUGUAUGUGUGUGUGUGUGUGUGUGUGUGUGUAUGUUUGUGCCUGUGAAAGGCUUUCAGCCCAGAUAUGCUGUAACCUCUGUGUAUUUUUAUCAUUUCCUCUAUAUUUUUGGUGGUAAGCACAUGAAACAUCGUCUGAAAUUUCCCUCAAGGUUGGUUAUUCAUGCUGAACAUAAUAAACAGUAUAUUUAUCUAGUCUG